AUGAAAGACAACAUCAGAAAUGCAUUAGAAGCUGAGAGGGAAAAGGAACAAGGGAAUGUUUUAUUUUCCAAAGGAGAUUACGAGCUGGCCAUUUUUCACUAUAGCAGAAGUAUCAACUACAUGCCUAAGUGUUCUAUUUUGUUCACAAACCGAUCCUUGGCAUAUUUCAAAAUUGGAUCAUAUCAAAAGAGUCUUGAAGAUGCACUAAAGGCCAAAGAAUUGGAUGAAAAAAAUUUAAAAAGUUAUUAUAGAAUAUGCGAAGCUUACUAUGCUUUGAAUGACAUGGAAAAUUAUCAAAAGUAUGAAAAAUUGUAUAAAGAAAAGAAACAUAAACAGGGGGAUGAUAUAAAGAGGGUGAAGGAGAUUAAGAAUCAGUCAGGGAAAAAAAAAGAAAAAAAUAUUUUACCCAUGCAGAUCGAAUCAACAAUGAAAUUACCUCCUCCACAUGAAAGGGUAGACACCAAUUUGGAAAAUAUAAAAGAAAAGGGAAUUAAAAAAAGUGAUGAAUUAAUGCACAUAUGUGAAAAAAAGGACGAAAAUAAUAAAUUUAUCUUCUUUAAUCAACCCAAAAUUCAUGACAACGCAUCCAAUUUUAAAUUCGAAAAAAAGCCAUACAAAAAUAAUUUCCUAAUAGAAGAAGUAUACGACUUUGACAUGAAUAAGAAACAAAAAAAUUUACUGAAUGGGAACACAACAAAAAAAAAAAAAAAUGAAGAUUUCUAUUCAAAUGAUACAGCUGCGAAGAGGAUUCUAAUAAACCACUCCGAUAUACAUAACGAUGCUGAACUCUUUGUAAAUGAAUUUAGGAACAUCUUCAUGCACCCUACCAACACAAUUUCUGUACAUAUUCAGAAAGAAACAAAAGAAAUAAAAUAUUGGAAUUAUGCUAAUGAAGAUUUGAAAUUUUUAAAAAAAAAAGCAGAUGAUUUUUUUUCAGGAAAAAAAUUCGAUUCUGCCAUGGAGUUGUAUAAUGAAAUUAUUAAGCAGCACGAUAGCGAAAAUGGAAUACACUACUGCACAGUACUAAGCAACAGAAGUGCUUGUCAUAUUGAACUGAAAAAGAUACGAAGUGCUCUCUGUGAUGUUAGUAAAACGUUAAAUAUUCUUUUUACAUUUUUUGAAAAACAUAGAAAAAAUAUAACGAGCGUAGAUGCUCAUGUACCUGUAUCACCUUCUGUGCAUGAAAAGGAAUUAGCAUUUGCUCAAAUAGACAUAGAUGUUUACAGAGGUCCCAAGGGAAUAUAUUCCCAAGCACACAAAUUGUUAAUAAAGUUAUUAUUUAGAUAUGUGAAGUUUUCACAUUUGUAUGAAAAAAAUGGGUUUAUGAUUCCAUCUCCUCACCAAGUGGAUACUCUUGGACGCAUGAAGGGAAUAUGCUACAUAAACUCUGGAGAAUUUGAAAAAGUGAUAAAUAUAAUUUCACGCUGA
Messenger RNA from Plasmodium gonderi, 1428 nucleotides. RefSeq lists its product as hypothetical. The transcript has 5 exons. The coding region runs from base 1 to 1428 and encodes 475 amino acids. Gene Ontology annotation, molecular function: Hsp90 protein binding. The record is from RefSeq and is a predicted model, not a curated record. Lineage: Eukaryota; Apicomplexa; Aconoidasida; Haemosporida; Plasmodiidae.